GCUUUUGAUACUGCGUUGUUUUCGGCUUUCUGGAAAAGUUUCACUUCGGCGUGCAUGUUUUAUACACCGUAACGUUUUACUGUUUUUCAAGUGAAUUUAGAUGCAUUAGUUGGUGUUUCUCGGUGAAAAGUAAACGACCAAUUCGGGUACAAGAUUGCAACCAUGAUGAUGGAAAAUCUGGAUCAUGUUUAUUGCAAUACGGCGUCUACCGAUGUCGGCAGCAAAGAUUCCACGGAACAAAUGAGCCUCUUCAAAGAGGUUAAACAGUUACAGUCAAUUCUUUUGCUGCAUCUCGAUCUAAUCCAGGAGCAAAGUGAUCAAAUCUUAGCCAAAGAUAAGCUGAUAAUUAAGCUGAAAGAUGAGAAUGAGAUUCUCAAGCAUCAGCUGGAGUUAGUCAACAAGCGAAUGCAGCAUAUGAAGCAACAGAAGGAACAGCGAGAAGUGAGCAUUCCAGUAAGAAACGUCACUGCUGAUAAAGUGUUUGAUUACAAUAGCCGAAUCAUUCCAAGUGCAGUAGAACAACCAGCCUCCGGUGAACAUAUUCCCGAACUGACUAGUACAGUGAGAAACAUAAAGAAAGAGGUGGUUUCCAGUGACUAUGAUGGUUUUGAUUCAAUUUGUCAGGACUUUACCGGUGAGCUAGAGUCUGAUAUCAAAAUCGAAAAUAAUGAGAUCGAAGAGGAAAUAUUUCUCAACUAUUCUAAAUCGGACGACGAGUCUGGCCCAUCGAGUGAUCUUCCGCCGGUUGUGUCUCAACCGGUGAAAGAUGUGCGACCGCCGAGUAGCAGCACGCCGAUCAGUUAUGACGUCAGCAUUUCGCAAUCUUUUGAAAACAUUGCCGACGGCGCGGAAUCAAACAGCAGCAACCACAACAACAACAACAAAAACGUAAACAACCAACUUCAAACUGCGGGACAGCACUCGGCAAAGGACGCCGCAGCUUGUGGAGAUGAGAAAGUUAGCAACUAUAACCCGUUGUGCUCUUCGGGAAACUCUUCCGACGGAAGUUUGACCAAGAAAUCCUACAGCACAUCGUUUAUGAUAACAGAGAAACCGUACAUUUCUUGCAAUUGGAAAGAUGAGGCAAUCACAAACGAAUUGGAACGGUUGUUAGAAAAUGAAGCUGCCGAACUUGAAAUUCCCUGUUGGACCAUUAUUAAUGACAGUUAUGAUAAUCCAUCGGGCUCUAGUGAAGUGACGUCCGAAAAUAUUAGUGACGAAGCAUAUAUGAAACGACACGCCAAAUUUGAAUUGGAUGAGCGACGUCGUAAAAAAUGGGACGUACAGCGGAUCCGAGAGCAGAAAAACAUCGAACGGUUGAAAAAGCGACAUUUGAAAACCGAUUCAGAUAACGAACAGAAAAAUAUCGGUUCGUUCUACCCGUCGAUCGAGUCAAUCAAGUAUAUUCACAUCAUCGACGAGAUUCCGGUGCAAGCGUUUGGAGAAUUGAUUCCGGUCUUGCCGGCAACGAGUUUUAGUCUACCCUGGAUGAUGGGUGGCAUUGAUACAACGGAAAACGUAACGCCAUCGGAGUUCGGUCCUGGGCCGUUAUUCAGUGCGGCAACCGGCGUUCCUACUCCCGCUACGGCAACCUCAGCUGCAUCAACAAUAACGAGUAGCAGCACUGAAGGAUCCCAGGAAAUUAAAACCAAAUUCCUGCAUCGUCUGGCACCGAAUCUGGCAGCACAAAGGCAACGGUUUACUAAACGUGUUAAGAAGGAAACAUAGAGUGAAAGUGGUUUAUUGGAGGAACUUUGUUGCAAAUAACUAAUUUAUGCUCAGUGCGCAUAACUAAUGUUAUCCUGUUUUUUUUAAGUUUCGUCUUCGAAUCAUCAGUGCUCGGUAGUUCGACUUUAAAUUAAGUCAAAUUCUGUUACUCAAAUAUACUUGCAUGCAAUUUGAACAGAUACGCGUUGGUGAAUCGAAGACGAUACUAGAAAUAAGGAUGAAGGUAGAGAUUUUAAAGAGGUCAAGUGCUUUAACAAGAAUCUACUUGAAGUGAUUGAAGUUUUGUAUGACAAAGAUGUAUCUAAUAGGAAUGAAUGUUUUCUGAUAGGAUUAGGAGUCGUUGUAUAGAGUGUAAAAAGAUGCAAUAAAAUGUU
Molecule: messenger RNA, 2102 nt
Organism: Malaya genurostris
Lineage: Eukaryota; Metazoa; Arthropoda; Insecta; Diptera; Culicidae
Product: protein male-specific lethal-1-like
Exons: 1
Coding region: 163-1728 (521 amino acids)
Cellular component (GO): MSL complex
Source: RefSeq, a predicted model, not a curated record